Blepharisma stoltei is the source of this 1855-nucleotide messenger RNA. The record is from the annotation of a GenBank genome assembly. NCBI's taxonomy places the organism in Eukaryota, Ciliophora, Heterotrichea, Heterotrichida, Blepharismidae.
AUGACUUCAAGCCCUAAGCAUUUCUCUCUUGAAGAUUUUGACAAUUAUGAAUCAAGACGUGUUGUAAAUUCCCCCAGAUCCCUUGAAGCUUGCUAUCGAGAAGGUAUAGACCCAGAAGAACUUCUAUUUGUCCCAAGAGAAAAGUUUCAAUACAAAUCGGUUUCUCCAGGUGUCCAAGAUCUUCAAUAUGAAUUUUUCGAAUCCAAACGGCUAGAACUCUUACAUAUAGCCCGCAAAGUAAGACGACAAAUUAUUGCAGCCGAUGAAAAAUUUUCAAGAUCUUCUUCAUUAGGAUCUCUAGCUCAUCAAAAAUUGUAUGGAAAUGACAUAAAAAGAGCCAAAGAAAAACAAGUAAGAAAUCUUACAAGACUUGUAAGCUAUGAGACACUAGCUGCCAAAAAAUUAAAUGAAAAUCAAAAAAAAGAACAGGAGAAAGCAUUAGAAGAAGAAAGAAAGAAAAAAGAGCUUAUAAAGGAAGAAAGGCAAAAAGCGGAAAUAAAAAGGCUGAAAGAGAUAGAAAAGCUUAAAAAGGAAAUAGAAGAGGAAAAAGAAGCGAAAAUGAAAGCCUUGCUACAGUUUGAGCAUGAUAUGCAAGAGGCAGAGAAACAACAGUAUUUAGAAGAAAUGAAGCUGAAAGAAAUUGAGUUGAGGAGGCAAAAUAACGAUAAAAAGUUGAGAGAGCAUUUAAAGAGAGUAGAAGAAUUUUUAUUGGAAAUGCAAAGAGAAAAAGAACUUAUACUAUUAAAGUAAAAAGAAAAUGAAUAAGGAAAUACUUUUAAAUUAUUCUCAUAAAAAUAUAUAACUAUAUUUAGACUUUAUAUGAAUUUUCGAUCCAAUAUGGAAUAGAAUGAAGGCUAGAAAUGAAGAAGAAAAAUGAAGACAAGAAAAUAUUUUGAAACACCAAAAACGACUAAGAAAAAAAAUCCAAAAACAAAGAAAAGCUAAAGAAAUAAGAAGUGAAAUGGUCAGAGCUUCUCUAGAAGAGCAGCUAGAAAAGAAGCGUCAAGACUAUUAUGUAAAAAAAGAGAUCGAAGAAAAAAAGACCAAAAAAUUUUUUACUCUCCCCUUUUAUGCACACAAGAGAUUAUAUAAAAAAUAAUUUUUUUAGAAAAUCAAAUUUGGAAGCAUUUGAAAUGAAAAUGCAAUUUAAUUUAUAAAAUCAAGUUUUUGAAUGCAGGCUCUCUAAACUUUAAUUAAGUUUCCUUAUAAAAGUUCAAAAAUAACUCAUACAAACAUUUUUAUAUUAAAUAUUUUCUGCCAUAGGGGAAGAUUUUUCCAAUAGUUUUGCUCACUCUUAAAUGGAGGAUUAGAAGAAAAAGCCGAACAACUUAAAAGUAUCCAAUCAUUAAGCAAAGAAAGAGAUUUAAAAAUAUUAAAAACACGAGAAGUUGCUGAAGCAAUUAUAGAAGAGCGGCGUCAAAAAAUCACAGAAAAAUCAAUUAAAAGCCAGCAAAGGGUGGAGCAUCAAAAAGAUUUACUGCAGCAGCAAAUUGAGUUUAAAAAGAACUUAGAUGAGCUGAAAGAGCUCAAAAAAGAAUGAAAUAUCAAAAGACAGAAAAAGAAAGAUGAAUAUUUAAAACAAAUGGCUAGAUUGCGCAUGAAAAUGGAAGACGAAAGGCUGCAAAACUUUUCAAAAGAAAGAGAAAGAAUGAUCCAGACAAGGCAAAAUAUCAACUCUGAAACCCAGCUGCAGCAGUUUCAGGUAAAAGAAGCAUUAUUUAAUAUGGCAGUCACCAAAAAAUGGGACACAAAAGAAAUAGCAACAAUAUUAGAAAAAAAUUCUGAAGGAAAAGCAAGGUCGCUGAGAAGCACUCAAGACAGAUUUCUCGAAGCUCCUCCUCCAGUAUCCAGAUAA